Molecule: messenger RNA, 1647 nt
Organism: Onychostoma macrolepis
Lineage: Eukaryota; Metazoa; Chordata; Actinopteri; Cypriniformes; Cyprinidae
Product: adhesion G-protein coupled receptor F1-like
Exons: 4
Coding region: 63-1361 (432 amino acids)
Biological process (GO): cell surface receptor signaling pathway; G protein-coupled receptor signaling pathway
Cellular component (GO): membrane
Molecular function (GO): G protein-coupled receptor activity
Source: RefSeq, a predicted model, not a curated record
UUGUAAGGAUACUCAUAAACAUUGCUAGUAUCUCAGAAAACAUUAUCAUCAAUAAGCCUGUGAUGAAGGAUUUCCUUAAAACAGUGGAUAUCCUUGUUUCAGAUAAAGCCGUUACAUCAUGGCAAAGUUUGACAAAAGAAAACACCAGCAUUUCACUUCUGAGUGCUAUUGAGAAUGUAACAGCCCGUCUCUCAGAUGCUAAUUUUACGAUUACUGAAACAUCCAUUGAGUUGAAUAGAACUGUAAUAAAGAACUCAUAUAGUGGGAAAUCAAACCUGCCAAACUCAACUACUGAGAUUCUGAUACCACAGGUUAACAACAUAUCCUUUACAUUUGACAUUACUGAUCAGUCUUUGGGAAAUCCUCAGUGUGUCUUUUGGAACUUCAAUCUCAACACAUGGGAUUCCACUGGAUGUGAAGUAAAGCCCUCAAGGAAUGAAAUUGGCAAGAUUACUUGUGAAUGCAACCACACAACCUCUUUUUCAAUCCUAAUAUCACCGUUUCACAUUAAUCACGUAGCCUAUAUAACUUGUAUUUCAAUGGCCAGCUUGAUUAUAUGCCUGAUUAUUGAGACUAUCGUAUGGAAGUCAAUGACAAGAAAUGACACAUCCUACAUGCGACAUGUCUCCAUAGUCAACAUUGCUGUGUCCCUGCUGAUCGCAAACAUCUGUUUUAUCAUUGGAGCUGCAAUCACAGAAAGUGAGCAGCCAACAUCAGUGGGUCGCUGCAGUCCAGUGGUUUUCUUCAUGCACUUUUUUUACCUGGCUCUUUUCUUCUGGAUGUUAAUGUCAGCACUGUUGCUCUUUUACCGUACAGUCAUGGUCUUGUCUCAAAUGUCAAGGACUAAAAUGAUAAUGAUUGCUUUCAUAGUCGGUUAUGGUGCACCUUUGCUUAUAGCAGUCAUUACUGUUGCAUCAACAGCUGGAAAUCAAAAUUAUGUUUCCAAAAGAAAUGCAUGCUGGCUGAACUGGUAUGAGUCAAAGGCCCUGCUGGCAUUUGUGAUUCCAGCUCUCACUAUUGUAGCCAUAAAGCUUGUGGUUUUGAUUGUGGUUCUAUACAAGAUGUUGAGGAGAGGAGUUGGUGCUGCAACUCAACCAGAUGAGAAACAUGCUCUGGUGGUCAUUUCCAGAUGUGUGGCCUUUUUGACUCCUAUCUUUGGUCUAACAUGGGGAUUUGGAAUUGGAACCAUGGUGUCACAAGAUUUAGGCAUUCAUGUGGUGUUUGCACUCCUCAAUUCACUGCAGAUCCGUGAGGUUCUUGCAGGAAGGCUGUCACCAAGGAACCUUUCCAGCUCAAACCGUACCAGGAGUACUAAUGCAGGACCAUCAUCUUCAUACCCAGCGGACUGGGUAUCUUUCUAAGGAGAAGAAGUAAGUUGAUAAAUUAUAAAUUAUACAUAUACAUACAAAAACACGCGCACACACACAUAUAUUUAUUUUAGUUAGCUAUUAAACUAGUCUUAAUAUCAAAUGUGUGAAUAUAUAUUUGAAGUAACACAAAUAACUAUUUGCAGAUGUUUACAACUUAUCUAGAGGUAGCGUUUUCUCAACUUCAUCUUCAAAUAGCUCCAGUGGCUCAGAUACUUUUAUGAAUGCAUGAUCAGCUACUUCAUUAACUAUAGUCUACUUUUUUUUUUUUUUUUUUUAA